AUGUUUACUAAAACAUCUUCAUCUUCCUAUUCGUCUACAGAAGAAAGUUACAGCUCUGAAGAAUCAGACAAUAUAGAAUUAUCUCAUGUAAAUAAUAUUCUAAUAGAAGAUCUUUGUUUUUUACUUACACGCAAUAAAUUCUUUACUGACCCUGACCAGCUAGUUUUCAUAGAUAAAAUAUUCAUUGUAUCUAAUGACGUAGUCUUGUACUACAUUCUUCUACUAGAUUAUUCUAAGAUGCGCUCUUUAAUAGAUAAAAAAGUUAAGAAACGUAUAAAUAAAUUUCUAAAAGAUAAUAAAGUAUCUAUAAAUAAUUUAGUACUAGUAUUUGCUGAUAAGUUAUGUAAUCUUAAUAUUAAAGAAAUAGUAAAUGCUUAUAAAACACUAAAAUUUACUAGUACAAAUUAUAUUUUUAUAAGUAAAUGUUACUAUCCUUCAAAAGAAGAGAAAGAAGAAUUUUUAGAGCUAUUUAGUGAUUAUAAGGAAUCACUAGAAAUACUACCAGUAAAAAUUGAAGAAAUAUUUCUUAAUAAAUUUUCUAAAAAAAAGAAUAUCAAUAUUGGGGGAGUGCCAUUCCAAAUGCAUCUCAUUAAUAAUGAAGAUAUAAAGAAAUAUAUAAAUAUUUUAGAGAAUGAAGAAGAAUAA
Molecule: messenger RNA, 645 nt
Organism: Vairimorpha ceranae
Lineage: Eukaryota; Fungi; Microsporidia; Nosematidae
Exons: 1
Coding region: 1-645 (214 amino acids)
Source: RefSeq, a predicted model, not a curated record